Candidula unifasciata is the source of this 633-nucleotide messenger RNA. NCBI's taxonomy places the organism in Eukaryota, Metazoa, Mollusca, Gastropoda, Stylommatophora, Geomitridae. The record is from the annotation of a GenBank genome assembly.
AUGCUUGCUUGGGAAAAGCUAAUGGCGUCCACUGAGAGAGAGAGAAACAAUCUCCGUCUGCUCAAAGCUGGAUGGCCAGAUAAUGGAAUGGUCCAACCCGCCAGUCAGGCCAUAGAUAAAAAUAGCGACGGGGAGAGUGAAAAGUCAUCUGUCUUGUCCGAGUCUGACCGCAGUGAUAUGAUGUCCAUUGUUAGUGACAAAAUGUCUGUGGAAAACUGUGAAGAGGCUGAUUGCACAGACAGGCUGUUACCCAACGGAGACCUCCCAGCCACUGUGGGAGACAUGCUCAAUUACGUCAUCGAACCAAGUCUUAUUGCCAAUGCCAACCUCCUGGGGGAUAUCGACAACCUGGACAAGCUGCUGGAAAGCAACCCCAGCCUGGAGCAGCUAUCCUCAACAGACAUCUACGUCAGGCCAGCCGUCAUAUUUCCAUGUAUCAUUGAGGCUCUGUCGUGGGCCUGCCAAGGGAGAGAUCCUAAAGUGCAGGUACAAGACCCGCAAGCCAUUCCACAAACUAUUCCUUCUUUCCUCAGUGAGGCAGAUCAUAUUCAGGUAUUAGCAACAGGAAGCCUCAACUUUGUUGGAGGAGUCUUAGAUGUCCUUUCAUCGGCUGAUGAUGUUUACUCAAACUGA